This is a messenger RNA of Hansenula ciferrii, 636 nucleotides long. Its product is annotated as Ras-related protein. NCBI's taxonomy places the organism in Eukaryota, Fungi, Ascomycota, Saccharomycetes, Phaffomycetales, Wickerhamomycetaceae. Gene Ontology annotation, molecular function: GTP binding; GTPase activity. Bases 1 to 636 code for a protein of 211 amino acids. The record is from RefSeq and is a predicted model, not a curated record. The transcript has 2 exons.
AUGAGCAAUGAUAAUGAUAUAACACAACAAAGAACAGCACACGCAAAACUAGUACUCCUAGGGAAAUCUUCAAUAGUUCAAAGAUUUGUUAAGAAUUCAUUUGAUGAAUAUAGAGAAUCUACAAUAGGAGCUGCAUUCAUAACGAAAACUAUUAAAUUAGAUGAAUUAACAUCAAUAAAAUUUGAAAUUUGGGAUACUGCUGGUCAAGAACGUUAUAAAUCAUUAGCUCCAAUGUAUUAUAGAAAUGCAAAUUCUGCUAUAUUAGUAUUUGACUUAACUGAUUCAACAAGUUUCCACAAGAUGAUUAAAUGGUAUGAAGAAUUAUCUUUACAAGCUCCUGAUACAUUAAUUAUAAAAAUUAUUGGAAAUAAAUUAGAUUUAAAAAAUAAUUUAAAUUUUAAUAUUAUUGAUGAUUCUACGGUAAAACAAUGGUGUGAUGAACAUAAGGUUCAAUAUAUAGAAACAAGUGCUAAAACUGGUGAAAAUGUUGAAAAGAUCUUUAGGGAAAUUGGGAAAGAUCUUCCAGAUGAAUUAUUUAAAGAUUUAAAAAUAAAUGAUGAAAGAGAUGAUGUUGGGAUAAAUGGGUUAAUUGAUUUAAAUAAACAUGUAUUACAAAAUAAAUCAUGUAAUUGUUAG